Messenger RNA from Brienomyrus brachyistius, 1950 nucleotides. RefSeq names its product IMP (inosine 5'-monophosphate) dehydrogenase 2 (gene impdh2). Gene Ontology annotation, biological process: GTP biosynthetic process. Bases 154 to 1686 code for a protein of 510 amino acids. The transcript is spliced from 15 exons. Gene Ontology annotation, molecular function: IMP dehydrogenase activity. Gene Ontology annotation, cellular component: cytoplasm. Lineage: Eukaryota; Metazoa; Chordata; Actinopteri; Osteoglossiformes; Mormyridae. The record is from RefSeq and is a predicted model, not a curated record.
UGACAGGAAGCAAAACGCACACAGCAGGGCAAUAGUUUACAUGGUACACCAGGCUGUCAUAUGGCAACUGAUGCGCAUGAACUUCGGGGGAAUUUCGUGAGGCCAUUCACCUAACUCUAUCUCUUCGGACUAUGGGAGGAAACCUGCUGAAACAUGGAUGGGAACGUUGAUUUUCUUAUUCUGCCUGGGUACAUUGACUUUACAGCGGACCAGGUGGACCUGACGUCAGCACUAACUAAACAAAUCACCAUGAAGACUCCUUUCGUGUCGUCUCCCAUGGACACGGUGACAGAGUCAGGGAUGGCCAUCGCCAUGGCGCUCACCGGAGGCAUUGGUUUUAUUCAUCACAAUUGCACGCCAGAAUUCCAGGCUAAUGAAGUGCGCAAAGUCAAGCGGUAUGAACAGGGCUUCAUCACAGACCCGGUGGUCAUGAGCCCGAGUGCCCGUGUGAAGGAUGUUUUCGAGGCCAAGGCCCGACACGGCUUCUGCGGCAUCCCCAUUACAGACAACGGCCAAAUGGGCGGCCGCCUCGUCGGCAUCAUCUCUUCCCGGGACAUCGACUUCCUCAAGGAGGAGGAGCAUCACCUGCCGCUCAGUGAGGUAAUGACCAAAGUUGAGGACCUGGUGGUAGCUCAAGCAGGAGUGACUUUGAAAGAGGCAAAUGAGAUCCUGCAACGCAGCAAGAAGGGUAAGCUGCCCAUCGUGAACGAGGAUGGCUGCCUGGUGGCCAUCAUCGCCCGUACAGACUUGAAGAAGAACCGCGACUUCCCACUGGCUUCUAAGGAUUCGCGGAAACAGCUGCUGUGUGGCGCUGCCAUUGGGACGCACAUGGACGACCGGUACCGGCUGGACCUGCUGGUGCAGAGUGGGGUGGACGUAGUGGUGCUGGACUCAUCUCAAGGUAACUCGAUCUUCCAGAUCGAAAUGAUCAAGUACAUCAAGGAGAAAUACCCCAGCCUGCAAGUUAUUGGGGGCAAUGUCGUAACGGCAGCUCAGGCCAAGAACCUCAUCGAUGCUGGAGUGGAUGGUCUGCGCGUUGGAAUGGGUAGUGGAUCCAUCUGUAUAACGCAGGAAGUGCCCGUCUUUGUACCUCCCAGUAUUAAGCUCCACAGCCCCAAAACCCCAUCCACUGUUACAGGAUAUUCCAUGCUGGCAUGUGGCCGUCCCCAGGCUACAGCGGUGUAUAAGGUGUCGGAGUACGCACGCCGCUUUGGCGUCCCCGUCAUCGCCGACGGAGGCAUCCAGACGGUCGGCCACAUCUCCAAGGCGCUGGCGCUCGGAGCCUCCACCGUAAUGAUGGGCUCCCUGCUUGCCGCCACCACCGAAGCCCCCGGGGAGUACUUCUUCUCCGACGGGAUCAGGCUGAAGAAAUACCGCGGCAUGGGCUCACUGGACGCCAUGGAUAAGAACCUGGGCUCACAGAUGCGCUACUUCAGUGAAUGUGAUAAGAUUAAGGUGGCACAGGGAGUGUCUGGUGCAGUGCAGGACAAGGGAUCCAUCCACAAGUUUGUCCCCUACCUUCUGGCUGGGAUCCAGCAUUCCUGUCAGGACAUCGGGGCCAAGAGCCUCACUCAGCUCAGGGCCAUGAUGUAUUCCGGAGAUUUGAAGUUUGAAAAGAGGACAGCGUCCGCACAGAUGGAAGGAGGAGUCCACAGUUUGCACAGUUAUGAGAAACGAUUGUUUUGAAGAUUAUGGAGCCAUUGAAUCAAACUUUUCUAUUCGUUCACAUGACUCCUGACAAACCUGCUCCUUAAAGCAAAUAUUCAGAUACACACAAAACACCAGAAUUGUCACCGAAUACCUGCCUGCCAGGUAUCCAACUAUUCUCUCAUUGUCUUCCAAAUAAUAAGUCACUCUUAUUUAAAGAGAUUUGCAUAUUACUGGAUGCAUGUGUCUAAAGCGGGCACUUUCAUGCAUUCUUUAAAAUAAAGUUUAAGCUUUUAAAAUAAA